Messenger RNA from Trichoderma asperellum CBS 433.97, 2679 nucleotides. RefSeq lists its product as uncharacterized. The record is from RefSeq and is a predicted model, not a curated record. Gene Ontology annotation, molecular function: protein binding. Lineage: Eukaryota; Fungi; Ascomycota; Sordariomycetes; Hypocreales; Hypocreaceae.
AUGGCGUCUUCCAAUGCCCCUCCAGCGAGCCUUGCUUGGCGUGACGCCCAGAAGUUGCGCAAGUAUCUAGCACGAGACAUCGGCAAGCUCCAGCCAGGAAAUGGUUCUGGAAUCGACAUUUCCAAAUUCGAAGCGGUAGAUAGCCUUUUGGAGAAGUUCCGCCUCGCUUGUGUAUCUACCAUUUUUCUCGAUUUUGAUUUUGCCAUCUCCCAGAAAACAGAGGAAUAUUUAUGGCUUAUUCAUACCUCGAUCAAUGCCGAGUAUCGACGCAUCUUGGGCCGGCUCAAGCAAUCUUCUCAUGCAGUCGAGAAGCGAAAGGUGGAGAAGAUGUACAACAACUUCCUGCGCAUCGCCCAUAAGUUUUAUAAAGGAUAUAUCCAGCGCCUAUCCGCGUACUAUGAUAUCCCGGAGCUUAAACGAAUCGCGCAAGGCAUUGAACUUGACCAGCUGGUCGUCGAAGAUAAAGUUAGCCCGGUCUCAGAAGAUUUACAGCGCAAAGUCCUAUACUCUUGCCACCUUACGCUGGUCCACCUGGGAGACUUGACACGAUAUCGAGUCCAAGCUCGGCAUAAGAACUCUGGCUACGAAGGCGCCUUGCUAUACUACGGAUUGGCUCACCAUCUUCAACCUCAAUCGGGCUUCGCUUUCCACCAGAUGGGGAUUAUCAACCUCGAACAGGGGAAUCAUCUAGACGUGGUCUACCACUUUUAUCGCGCCUUGGCUGUGAAAAGCCCUCAUCCCAAUGCUCAGACCAACCUGGAAGCUGAGUUCAAAACGGUUCUAGCCCCUAAUGGAUCCAAGUCUAGACACAAUGUCACUGCACCUCAAGAUCAUUUCACAAUGUGGUUUGUGAAGCUACACGCUUAUUUCUAUAAAGGAGAGGUGUUUCGUCCACAAGAAGAGUUGGAAGGCGAAGUGAUGCACCGGCUUGAGAUGGCUUGUCGAAACCCUGCCUCUUCUAACGCUCUCCUAAAGAUGGCACAGGUGAAUAUGCUGGCACACUGCAUAGCCUCCGCUCAAUAUAAAGAAAACCGGACGGAAACUUCCAUGCGCUUUUACCAAUACACGCUUCGCUUUAACGCUAAAUUUAUCUAUACGUUCUGCAAAGCCUUCGAGUCUGAGCUUAAAGAGGCUCUUUCUAACGCUGAAGGCCUCGACCACCAAUUGGAUUCUUCCGAAGAAACGCAAGCAAAGACUUCUGUCAUUGAAGCCCUUCUUCCCGUUUUGCGCGUAUAUGGUAUGUGGCUCGCAGCCCGCCGUACCGAGAUAUCCAGCGUCGCAGAUGCGUUUGGGGCAAUCAUUCCAGAGAUGAUUCAAAAUAUGUCGAGAAUCUUCACUAUACUUUGUGCAGAAUAUUACAGCCUGGAGAAUUUGAAAUCUUGCCCAUAUUUGCUUCCGGAAGACAUCCAUAUCCUGGGAUUCCAACCACUCAACGAAGAAGAUCUUCCCGAACAUUGCAGAGUAUACUGCAACGAGGAUGGGGAUUGCAAGCCUUAUCCUCACGCCCUCGAAGACGGCUGCGGUUCACCAUCGAGUGAAAGAAUAGGAAGAAUCCUUGAUAUCCUCCGCUGCGCGUAUUUCUUGGCCAACGAUGACGCAUACCCUAUGGCCUAUAAAAUUGAGGGAACUGCCCUGAUUUUUGACUAUCAGCCAGUUGCCGAGAAGCCACAAGCUCAACAGAAAACGGAAGAGGAUACGACUCAGGUUGUUGGUGUCUUGAGGGCCGCUGAUAAAGAAGAUUCAAUUCAAACCAAGGUUAUCUCCCAUGACCAGGCGAUCCAUGAGCUGGAAGCAACAGAGGUUGCAAAGCCUCCAGUAUCAAGCCGGCAGGAAGCCAGUCGACUUUUACUGCAUGAAGACGAUGAUCUUUAUGAAGACUCCGAGGCUAUGAAUCGAGGCGCUGAGACGGUUCUCGACAUGGUGGCCCCUUUCUUGAGGCCACUGACCCCUGUUGAAGAGUCUUCAUACGGAAUGCACACGUCCACUGCCAACGAUGUAUUUGGUUCACUCAACACAGAAGCAAGCCCCACGGAAUCCAUCGCAUCGGGAAAAUUUGCGCCUCUUCCUUGGGCCUGGUUCGGUACGCCGAAUCCGCAUGGCGCCCGUGACCCGGCACUGCCCGUGAGCCAAAACACUCAGAACGGCGGCCGAAGCACAACGCACUCCCCCAAUGCGUCUGUUGCGGCAAGCCAUCUCCUUGAGGACCCCUUUACUACGCCUGGCCGUGAUGUCUCUGAUAAUCUUCCGCGCAACAUGGCAAACGGAGUCGGCAGCCCACCAAACACAUCUGCCCGGAGAAUACACCGGGAACAGUUGCUCCAAGCCUUUGGCAAUGGCUUAAGUACUCCUCGCACGUCGUCUUUUAGUCACUGGUCGCACAACUCCAACGUCUCGAGACCACCGGGCGUUAUGGCGACAAUGCAGGAAUCGAAUCAUUACCCGGCAUGGACAACCCCGUCGAGCAUUUCUUCGUUCUCUCACCCAAGCAGCCUCUACCAUGGCACCCCGGCGAAUGCUUUACAGUACAACAUGCAAUUUGCUGUAGACCCGGGUCACGUCUUUCAAGAAGCUCUCUUAAGAGAGACUAAUCAGACUAUCAAUAAUCAUUUUCAAAUUGAUAAGACAACAUCGAAUUAUAACAACGCCGUCAUGAGAUCGGCAUACCAAGGCUCGAGCUAG